This is a messenger RNA of Kuraishia capsulata CBS 1993, 1632 nucleotides long. RefSeq lists its product as uncharacterized. Gene Ontology annotation, molecular function: transmembrane transporter activity. The coding region runs from base 1 to 1632 and encodes 543 amino acids. Lineage: Eukaryota; Fungi; Ascomycota; Pichiomycetes; Pichiales; Pichiaceae. The transcript has a single exon. Gene Ontology annotation, biological process: transmembrane transport. The record is from RefSeq and is a predicted model, not a curated record. Gene Ontology annotation, cellular component: membrane.
AUGUCCAAGCUGGAGAGCGAGAUCGCCUCUAAGGAGAACUCUGUUGAGGUGAACGAUGUAUCGGAAGUCGAUAGCUCGUCGUCUCAAGACCUCAGUGAACACCAUAUUUUCCAAGACCCUGUUGUUGCUGAACACUAUCGCAAGCUGUAUGAGGAGACUCAGUACGAGUGCAGAACUCACUUUGAUCCAGACUUCAAGUGGACUGCUGCUGAAGAGAAAAAGGUAAAGUGGAAGACGGAAUGGCAUGUUGUGUUUUGGUCGUUCAUCAUGUUCACAGCCCUCGAUUUUGACAGAAACAACUUGUCGCAGGCUUUGUCUGAUAACAUGCUGGACGAUUUGGGAAUAACUACCAAUGAUUACAACCUUGGACUCACUCUUAACAAAUUGUGUUUCCUGAUAGCCGAGCUUCCAUCUCAGCUUGUAUCCAAGAGAAUUGGUUCAGAUGUCUGGGUCCCCACGCAAAUUGUGCUUUUUUCGAUUAUUGCCAUGACCCAAGCUGCUUUGAAGAAUAGAGCUGGAUUUCUCGCUACAAGGUGUCUGCUUGGAUUCUUCCAAGGUGGUUUUGAUGCUGAUCUCAGUAUCUGGAUUUCCUAUUUCUACAAGAACAGUGAGUUGCCAAUGCGCUACACGCUGUUUUAUGCCGGUUACCCACUUACCAAUAUUUGGUCUUCGCUGUUGUCAUUUGCAAUCUUGAGAUUGAGAGGACACAAGAACUGGGCUGGUUGGCAAUGGCUCUUCCUUAUUGAAGGAGCAUUCACCUUGGUUAUUGGUUUCCUUUCCUACUUCUUGAUGCCUGCUUCUGCUGUGCAGACCAGAAAGUGGUACAGACCUAAAGGCUGGUAUACCGAUAGGGAGGAAAAGAUUGUUGUCAACCGUGUCUUGAGAGAUGAUCCAUCCAAAGGUGACAUGCACAAUCGUCGUCCAGUCACUCCUAAAGAGCUCUGGAAGGGUCUGUGCGACUAUGACAUGUGGCCUCUCUAUGUUCUCAGAAUUAUGUCGGACAUUGGAAGUGCACCGGUUAGUGCUUAUAUGACUUUGACCUUGAGAAAGUUGGGAUUCAGUACCCUGAAUACGAAUUUGCUUUCCAUUCCAUACAACGUGCUGAACGUAAUCACGAUGGUUACCGCAGCGUGGUUUAGUCAAAAAUUCAACGAGUACUCCUUGAUUUUCGUGGGUACCAGUCUUUGGGUGUUGGCGUGUCUUUUCCCAUUGAGAUAUUGGCCAGGUUCUCAGGUGAAUGUUUGGCCAACUUACGCAAUCUUGACUAUCGUUAUCGGACAUCCUCAGCUCUCAGGUGUGUCUAUCAGUUGGACUUCGGCUAAUGCAGGAAAGGUGCGUGUUCGUACAGUUGCGGCUGCAGUGGUCACUAUGUUUUCUCAACUGGCAACGAUUGUCUCGUCUCAAUUAUACAGAGAUGACGAUAAGCCUCUGUACCACAGAGGUAAUCUGGAUCUUAUUGGUAUUGCCUUUGGCGCGAUUGCUGUGGGUAUUAUUACCAAGUUUUAUUACAUCUGGAGGAACAAAAAGCGCGAAGAGGUUUGGAGCCAGAUGACUAUUGAGCAAAAAGAGGAGUACAUUACUACUACUACGGACGAGGGAAACAAGAGACUUGAUUUCAGAUUUAAGCACUGA